This is a messenger RNA of Polyodon spathula (Mississippi paddlefish), 2315 nucleotides long. RefSeq names its product solute carrier family 35 member F5-like. Gene Ontology annotation, biological process: regulation of peptide transport. Gene Ontology annotation, cellular component: membrane. The record is from RefSeq and is a predicted model, not a curated record. NCBI's taxonomy places the organism in Eukaryota, Metazoa, Chordata, Actinopteri, Acipenseriformes, Polyodontidae. The transcript is spliced from 17 exons. The coding region runs from base 205 to 1737 and encodes 510 amino acids.
GAGAGUCAGGUGAGCAGGAAGCAACGAGAAGGGGUUGGUAGGAGGCAAUGUUUACAAGCUAGGAGUGGACCUGUUUCCUUUAAAAAUACAGCUGGCUGGCUGUGAAGAAAAGGUGAUUUAUCUAAAGCCUCCACGGUUCCCUUACAGUUGAUACUAAGGCAGUACAACAUUGAACGAUUCAUCAAGGUACAAAUCAGAUGACUAAUGGUGUGGGUGUUUAUCAUGAAUCGGAUGAGUUCUCAGAGCAGCUCCUCAGCUCAGCGCAGGCGCAUGGCCCUGGGAAUCGUCAUGCUUCUGCUCGUUGAUGUCAUUUGGGUUGCUUCAUCAGAGCUCACGUCGUACAUUUUCAAGCGUCAAGACUAUAAUAAACCCUUCUUCAGUACUUUUGCGAAGACUUCCAUGUUUGUCCUCUACUUGGUUGGAUUUCUUGUGUGGAAGCCCUGGAGGCAGCAGUGCACAAGAGGAUUUCGAGGGAGACAUGCUGCACUUUUUGCAGAUGCAGAGGGCUACUUUACAGCAUGCACUACAGAUAACAGUUUUAACAACUCCCUGAGUGAACCACUUUAUGUUCCUGUGAAGUUCCAGGAUGUUACCUCUGAAAAGGCUGGCGAUGCCAAUGGUGAAUGUGCAGAAUGUCCUAAAAAGCCUCGCGUUCGAUUCAGCAAUGUCAUGGAAGUACGUCAGCUUCCAUCCACCCAUGCACUGGAAGCUAAACUUUCUCGCAUGUCCUACCCAGCAGCAAAGGACCAUGAGUCAAUAUUAAAAACUGUUAGCAAACUACCAGUAACACAGGUGGCAAAAAUCAGCUUCUUCUUCUGUUUUGUGUGGUUUUUAGCUAAUUUCUUCUAUCAAGAGGCUCUGUCAGACACGCAGGUAGCCAUCGUGAACAUCUUGUCCUCAACUUCUGGGCUAUUCACUUUAAUCCUGGCAGCAGUGUUUCCCAGUAACAGUGGAGACAGGUUUACUCUGUCCAAGCUUUUAGCAGUGGCUUUAAGCAUCGGAGGAGUCGUUCUUGUAAGCUUGUCGGGCUCUGAUAAUACUGACGGGAAAGACAUUAUAGGGUCUCUCUGGUCAUUAGUGGGAGCAGUGUUAUAUGCUGUAUACAUAGUCAUGAUUAAAAGAAAAGUGGAUCGUGAGGACAAACUUGAUAUACCCAUGUUCUUUGGGUUUGUCGGCUUAUUCAACCUUUUGUUCCUAUGGCCAGGCUUUUUCUUGCUUCAUUACACUGGUUUUGAGGCCUUUGAGUUACCCAGUAAGCUUGUGUGGAUGUAUCUCAUCAUUAAUGGACUUAUUGGGACAGUACUAUCUGAAUUUCUUUGGCUGUGGGGUUGCUUUCUCACCUCUUCAUUGAUAGGUACACUUUCAUUGAGCCUUACAAUACCUCUGUCCAUAAUUGCUGAUAUGUGCAUGCAAAAGGUGCGGUUUUCUUGGCUGUUUUUUGCAGGUGCUGUCCCUGUUUUUCUUUCCUUCUUUAUUGUAACCAUUUUAUGCCACUACAAUAACUGGGAUCCAGUGAUGGUGGGUGUGAGAAGGGUUUUUGCUUUUAUCUGUCGGAAGCAUCGUGUACAAAGGACCUUAGAAGGAACUCAAGUUGGUUUGGGCAUCUGUAGUAGUUAUUUUAAUAAGUUAAAGAGGUGUCCUGUAUUACACAGAACUUCAGAAGACAGUGAGCAGUGUGAAAGCCUCAUUCCGAUGCAUGGUGUUUCUCAGGAUGAUGGGCCCAGCUGCUGUUCAUAGACUACAGAGCAGGAGCAGUGUUUGGCAAUGUGACAAUCCUGGAGAAGCCUGAAGGAAACUUUAUUUUUCAGUGCCUCUCUCACCUUUUUGUAUAUAUAUAUAUAUAUAUAUAUUAUAUAUAUAUAUAUAUAUAUAUAUAUAUAUAUAUAUAUAUAUAUAUAUAUAUAUGAUGUGCAAACAUUUGAUCCCAUCAAACUUAAAUUACUGUACCUUCGCAAGGACUGCCUUUAAUACUGGACUUCAUUAUUUUUUGUUUUGUUUGUUUAAUGGUACGUACCUACAAAUAUGUAGGAAACCAAAACCUUUGGAGUAGCCUACCUACGUUACCGAAUGUAAAGAAUGACAAUAUGGGGAGACCACUUGAAACACUCAGACUUUUCAGCACAGUAGAGCACAUAAGAGGUAACGGUUUACGCUUUUCAUUGUCACUAGAUGCUGGAUAAUAAUGUAAGACAUGUGAAUUGGUUCUACAUCCUCCCAAUAAGCUCUGAAAGGAAAAGUACCCUUUCUAUUGGAUGUGGUACAGAAUACCAACACCCUACACUGUACAUAGGAGAUCAAAUCCAAAUACAACAGAA